This is a messenger RNA of Trichophyton rubrum CBS 118892, 1236 nucleotides long. RefSeq lists its product as uncharacterized. NCBI's taxonomy places the organism in Eukaryota, Fungi, Ascomycota, Eurotiomycetes, Onygenales, Arthrodermataceae. The record is from RefSeq and is a predicted model, not a curated record. Bases 1 to 1236 code for a protein of 411 amino acids. The transcript has a single exon.
AUGGGCUCGCUCGAUCAUCACCUCCUAAGCGCCGACUCGCCGGAUAUCGCUCUCGUAGUGGCCACCCCGGCAGAGAGAAUCGAGAGUAUAAGGGCAAAUGGGCUGUCAUGGAAAGGCCCCUUGACAAUGGAGCAGUACAUUGCUCGCGAAGACUUCUUGAUACAGCAGGACAUGGUCAAGGAUGGGUGGAUGACAUGUUGGGUCCUGGUUGACCGUCGGCUCCGGCCAGACGAGCGUCCUAUCCUGAGCAGCUGCGAGUCGAUUGCCAAACGAGCGUUCCUUGCAUAUCAGGGCAAUAUCGAGACGGUUGUCACCCAUGGAAUCGGAAGCGUGUUCUGUCCGCCCGAGCACCGAGGACGCGGAUACGCUAAGCGCAUGAUCAUAGAGCUGUCCAAGAUACUGGACACAUGGCAGCAGGAAAGGGGUGCGGGACAGGGACACCCGCAGUGUCUCUUCUCGGUUCUGUAUUCGGAUAUCGGCAAGUCGUUUUAUGCAGCGCACGGAUGGCAUCCGUAUGCUUCUUCCCACUUCACUUUAGCUCCGGAGGCCUUCGGAACCGCCGCCAUCAACGGUAGCGCCAAUGGGAAUGGGAGUAGCAGCGGAAAUGGCAGCGUCAGAAUCACAAAGGGUGUCGACAUGAGUAUUGUCAAGGACAUGUCUCGGGAGGAUGUGCUUCGAUACAUGUGCUCUGAGCCAGUGAUGGAGCAACACAAGCAAAAGCUAAAGGAUGCCUCCAAGGUGUCUUCCAAGGCUAUUGCGGCUUUCCCGCCAGACUUUGCACACAUGUCCUGGCACUGGGCUCGCGACGAGUUUUACUCCCAGAUCCUCCGGCCGGAGAAGGGCGAGACUCACGUCAAGGGUGCAGCGGUGCCUAGCCGCAAGGUAUUCAUGACCUGGAACCGAAAGUACGGGGCCACAUCCAAGGACUGUACGCUGUACAUUCUCCGGACGCAGUACGAGGAGCCCAGCUCGCCGGCAGAGAGACAGGGUGUCGUUGAAGCGCUGGCGGCGAUACUGCGUCGGGCUCGGGUAGAAGCUCACGAAUGGAACGUGGACCACGUCCAGAUCUGGAAUCCCUCUGCGCUGGUCAAGGAGGCUAUCCUGAUUGCUGAUCCGGACGCAGCCGAAAUCCACAGGGAGAAAGACAGCAUCCCUUGUCUGAAAUGGGACGGAGACAAGUUCGGGUAUGGAGAGAACGUCGACUGGAUGUGGAAUGAAAGAUACGGCUGGUGCUGA